AGUAGAAGAGAAGCAGCAGUGGGAGUUCUCUUUCAAAACAAACAAAACCAUUUUUUUAGAAUACUUGUUAACAAACACCAACUACUUCCCCUUUCUUUCUACUUUACAAUUACACCUCAAAUCCCCGCCUUCAACCUCCUCUCCUCCGCCCUCUCCUCCGCCCCCAUCUCCUCCUCCGGCCGCCGCACCACCCCUCUUUUUCCACUAAUCUCCAUCUCAACCACCAUGUCUUCUUGAAAUAAAAAUUACCCUCUUUCUUCGUCGGCGGUUUUUGGCCGGAAAAAAAGAAAAAGGAUUUAGAUUCGGUUGACGGCGACGGAGCAAUGGGAAUGAAACGAGGGAAGAUCUUUAAGUCGUCGUGGCCCAGGGUUGUUGCGAGAAACUGGCUGAAUUUUCCGGCCGACAAGCAUGGUUUUCAGUCCGAUUUCGUCACUCAAGAGAGGAGGAGCUGUUCCGAUCAAGACCGCUGCGCCGUCGUGCCGGAAGAAGAUAUCGGAGUCGAAAGGUGGACAAUAGAGAAGACAAGUGGACUUAAAGCUAAGCCCCACAGUGAAUCUCUUGACCUGAGGAUGUUGGUGGGAACAUGGAAUGUGGGAGGAAAGUCACCAAAGGAUGGCUUGAACUUGAGGGAUUGGCUCAACUCUCCAACUUCAAUUGACAUUUAUGUUCUUGGGUUCCAAGAAAUCGUGCCCCUAAAUGCAGGCAAUGUGCUUGGGGCGGGAGAUAGUGGCCCUGCUGCCCAGUGGCUAUCCCUCAUCCACCAAGCCCUCAACACCGACGACGUUGAUUCUCCGACAUCAAAAAACCAGCAGCAAGCGCCCCAGAAGCCGAGGCAUAGUUUCUCCGACUUGCUCGCUUUAGAAGACGACAAUGAAACCGGGGUGUUUUCGCCCGGUAACCCAAUGCAGCGACGGUAUUGUCUUGCAGCAAGCAAACAGAUGGUGGGCAUUUUCUUGUGUGUGUGGGUUCGAGCGAAUCUUUAUAAACACGUCUCGAAUUUGAAGGUCUCCAACGUCGGAAGAGGCGUUAUGGGGUUUCUUGGUAACAAGGGAUCUGUGUCCAUUAGCAUGACAUUGAACCAAACAACAUUUUGCUUUGUAUGCACCCAUUUGACCUCUGGGGAGAAGGAAGGUGAUGAAGUAAAAAGAAACUCAGAUGUGAGUGAAAUUUUGAAGAAAACUAGGUUUUCACAUUCUUGUAGAGCUACAACUAGAGCACAGCCACCUCCUCCUGAGACCAUAUUGGAUCAUGACAAGGUCAUCUGGCUUGGGGAUCUGAACUAUCGGCUUUUGACUGGCUGUGGGGAAACACACGAGCUUCUUAGAAAAAACGAUUGGCAGGCACUUCUAGAGAAAGAUCAGCUAAGGUUAGAGCAACGAGCUGGUCGAGUGUUUAAAGGGUGGGAAGAAGGAAGAAUACAGUUUGCUCCAACUUACAAAUAUAUCACCAAUUCUGACCAUUAUGUUGCAUUGACCUCCAACUCCAAGCCAUCCAAAGAGAAACGCCGCACUCCAGCUUGGUGCGAUCGGAUAUUAUGGAGAGGGGUAGGAAUGAAGCAGAUGUGGUAUGUUAGAGGGGAGUCUAGAUUCUCAGAUCACAGACCUGUUUAUUCACUGUUUUCAGUCCAAGUUGACUUGGCAAACAAAAAUCUGGCAACUGCCAACUCUAACAUUGCUGCUGCAACAAAACCGUCAAUCGACACUGCCUUGUCAUCUUUAUGUACAGCCAAAAUCCAAGCUGAAGAACUCUUGCUCAGGGCGGAAACGACUGACACCUCCCUUCAGUAACCGUAACUAGUCUUGGAAAGUAACCAAUGUAUAUUUGAUUUCCAAGUUUCCAACAGCUGAAAACUGAAAGCUGCAAGCUUAAGGCUAUAGCCAAUCUGGCCGCCAUCGACCAAUCAACAGUAGGCGUGGUGACUGAUAGAUCUCAAGUGCUUGAGCUAUGAAGCACAUAAAUCGUGCUUGUGGGUCAACCAUACAUUUCAGUCUGGUGAUUCUUUUAUUUUGUUUAAGGAAAAGGAAUCAAAUCAAGCAAGAUGUGGGCGUCAAGCUCAAAAUUUUGAUAUAGUUUUUUGAGAAAUUUGUAGAUAUAUAAUUGGGAAUGUUAAUGAUAAAAAGUUGGGUGGGCAGCAGAAGUAUAUAAGAAAGCUAGAAAAAAUGGGAAAUGGGAAGAAUGAUGACUGCAUCCCUGGAUUUAUCUAUUCUAACAUGUUUAUAUUUAACGGCAAGUUUCAUACAA
Messenger RNA from Benincasa hispida (wax gourd), 2241 nucleotides. RefSeq names its product DNAse I-like superfamily protein. Gene Ontology annotation, molecular function: phosphatidylinositol-4,5-bisphosphate 5-phosphatase activity; inositol-polyphosphate 5-phosphatase activity; phosphatidylinositol-3,4,5-trisphosphate 5-phosphatase activity. Lineage: Eukaryota; Viridiplantae; Streptophyta; Magnoliopsida; Cucurbitales; Cucurbitaceae. The record is from RefSeq and is a predicted model, not a curated record. Gene Ontology annotation, biological process: phosphatidylinositol dephosphorylation.